This is a messenger RNA of Fomitopsis serialis, 1377 nucleotides long. RefSeq lists its product as uncharacterized. NCBI's taxonomy places the organism in Eukaryota, Fungi, Basidiomycota, Agaricomycetes, Polyporales, Fomitopsidaceae. Bases 10 to 1134 code for a protein of 374 amino acids. The record is from RefSeq and is a predicted model, not a curated record. The transcript is spliced from 6 exons.
GCCAAAAUCAUGUCGAAUGAAGGCUCACCGGCCUGCCAGCGGCUUCCCCCCGAGAUAUGCGACAUGAUCAUCGACCAUCUCCACGAUGACACAGAAACACUGGCAUGGCUCCCCGCCGCUCGCAUGCAUCGCUUCGAGCGGCUCCAUCUUCCCCGGCGCACAACUCGCAGGUCUGCUCUAAUGGCGGUCCUGUGUGCCAGCACGUCGACCAUCCUUCCAUAUAUAUGCCACCUUUCUCUCGAAGAGAACAACUUGAAGCGAGGUCGGACGUACAGGGAAUCGUCGUGGCUUGACGAUGCACUGCCUCGAAUGCGCCUGCAAGAGCUGACCAAUCUCAAGACUCUUACAAUUGGGCAUCUCUCUUGGGCUGCGCUAGGACCAAGAGCGCGAGCGGCCUUAUUCUCUGUGUUGCCACGGACAGAACACGCCGGUAAAGUUUCCGAAUUACUUUCAUCGCUAGAAGCUCUAGCUGUCAGCACGAAGGAGUUUAGCGAGAGACCCCGAGGCGGAACUACGUCCCUCCCUCGCUUUCCAACAACAUGCAUUCCAAGCAAUCCUACAGACCUGGUGGAAGCCCACCUAUGCAUUUUCUCCCCAGCCAACUUUCGUUGCAUCACAACGAAUCCACCCAUCACACGACUCGUUGUACAUAACAUACGAGAAUCCUCUGUCAAGGACAUAGUCCCGAUCCUGAGGUCAUGUGCUUGCUGUUCUGUCGGUGUCGGUGAUUGUCCAGAAACGUGGUUCAUAGAGGCCGGGGGUCUCUCUCAUAAUCCCUCUUUGCACUCGCUGGAACUCAUCGACUCAUGCGCGCGCACCGUCUCUAUCCUCGAACAAGUCACCUCCCCACGAUUGCGCGCCGUGACUCUCGAAGCAUCAGCAAAUGCGCUUGCCACGUUGGACCUGGGCGCGCUCACGGCGCUCUUCACCUUCCGUUUCAUCACAGCAAAGCUAGAAAUCAUCGCAGAAGACAACACCGUGAAGUUCCUGAUAGCGCUGCGCGACGAGUUAUUUGCGCGCAUGCAGCACCUGCGAGAGGAAAAGAGGUUAGAAUUCAGGAGGAGCGAGGGGCUUAGUAUGGAUCCCGACACACCCGACGUUUUCGACUGGAGUUGGGUUUCAGACUAUGAGUGAGGGCCUACAGCGAGGACAGAUGCUACAGGGUGUUGCCGAUGGCGUGAUUGGUUCUCUCAUGAGACCUAGGCCUGCACAAUUUCGGGGGGGCGAAGGCAAACUCGGUGCCAAGCCGGGUCACAGAGGGGCUGGUCUGGCUAGAGUUGUGUGUCGCGAUCUGGUUGAAUUAUGAAAUGCGAAACAAGGUUUACACGAUACACUGAUCAAAGGAUGACAACGUAUGCAAUGAAUGUUUCUCCAGCU